This is a messenger RNA of Arabidopsis lyrata subsp. lyrata, 453 nucleotides long. RefSeq lists its product as uncharacterized. The transcript has 2 exons. The record is from RefSeq and is a predicted model, not a curated record. The coding region runs from base 55 to 453 and encodes 132 amino acids. NCBI's taxonomy places the organism in Eukaryota, Viridiplantae, Streptophyta, Magnoliopsida, Brassicales, Brassicaceae.
CAGUCUGAAUCGAGGCGUUUGUGUUUGAGAAGAGAUACAAGAGCAUUGGAGAAGAUGAGUGACGUUAUGAAUGUGAAGAUGCAUUAUGGUGGAUAUGGUUCUGUGAAAGAAGGUUUCUUCGAUUACAGAGGAGGUUUAGUGAAGGAAGACAUGAUCUUGGACCCCGAUUAUGUCACGUGGUCCAUCUUCGACGAGUUUUGUGAAGCAAAUGGGAUGUCUGGGUUGGUUGAGAAAGUAUGGUAUAAGCUUCGACAUGAAGAAAUUGGGUUAGCUAAGAUUAUCUAUGAAGACAAAGACUCCCAGAUUAGGCAGAUGUGUAUGGAAGUAAUGACAGCAACACGAGAGGUUGACAUAUACAUUCAUCAAAUGGGUUGUGGUGAACAUGAAGAAUCUGAUGGUGAGGAACAAGUGGAGGCAGAAGCUGAAGCUAAAGGUGUUGAGGACAACGGUUGA